AUGUCAAACCAAAGAACAACUACUUCCACCACUAUCACCACCGCCACAACAACAUCACCUUUAUCGAAAAGUAAAUCUAGUACUCAAUCCACUAAUCCCGUAUUGAGCAGGUACUUGACCACACCGAUCACAUUCACUCCAGCAAAACAUCAAGAGAAUUACUCAUCAACAUCACAACACUUACCUGCUUCGUACAUAAUCUUGUCUAAAAAUACCGCGAGAGCCAGUGAUAGUAAAGAAAUGAAGCAAAAUGGCAGUAUCAAUGGUUCUGCAGUAUUACAAAGUGCCAGAAACAGUGGGAAAGGUGUAAAUAGUGGAGUCAAGAGACCUAAAUCAUUAGCUGAGGCGGUUGCAUCAUAUAGUGGGAACAAAUAUGAUGGACCAAGGGAGAGGAAAAGAAAGAGGAAAUUGGCAGAGAUGGAGAAUAGAGAGAAGGAGAAGGAGGAGAAGCGGAUGGAGAGGUUGAAGGUUGAAACUGAUGACAGUGAUGAUGAAGGACAAGAAUAUGGAGUGGAUGAGGUGGAGUAUGACGAUGGGGACCUCUAUCCCUCCGACCAACCGCAAGUCAAGAAAUCAAAGGGAUUGUGGGGAUCACUCAAAUCACUUUUUGGUGGUGUUUCCAAUGGUGAGGAAGAAGAAGAUGUUGGUGAGGUGUUUGUUGAAGGAGAGGGAGAAGUAGAACAGGAAAGGGAGAGCAACUCGAAAAAGUUUAAUUUUUUGCAAAGAGAAGGAGGCUAUGAAGAAGGUGGAUCGCCGUUAUCAUCAUCAUCAUCAGCUGAUGAGAUUUAUGAUGAAAAUUCUCCAUUCACUGGAUUCAGCGAGCCAGAAAAGAGCGAAACUGGAGAGGAAGAAGAAGGAGAAGAGGGGGAGGAGGAAGAAGAGGAAGAUCCGGACUUUGAAGAUGUUGAAGUGACUGAAGUCGGUGAUAGCACUGACGAGAGUGAUGAGGAGGGAGAUGUAAGUUAUAACGAGAAUGAGAUUGAAGCAAGUCAUUCUUCUACCGAGAGCACACCAUCAUUGGAGAGCGAUGCAGGCGAUGGUGAGUAUGUGGAUGAAGAUAAAGAUGUGGACAAAUUGAGACACGAUUUGAAAAUUGAUCAACUUGUUAAUGGGCAAGGGAGAGUGCAUACAAUUACAAGGCGAGUUGAAAAGAGAGAGGAGAAGCCAAAAGAGCUAGUCAAUGGUCAAGAUGGUGUGAAUUUCGUCAAGUCUAGUUCAACUCCACCUACAUCACCAGAAGAUAGUGACGAACAAAAGAGUAGUAAAUUUCAAAACCAAUACUAUGCAUUUAAUGAAUUACCAUCUGAUUGUGGAUCCAAUGGAUCAACAAGAAUUUACAAAAACUGGCGUGAGUUAACCAAUGCCAAACCACCAGUGGGAUUAUUAAACCAUGGAGUUACAUGUUAUAUGAAUUCAGCCAUACAAACAUUGAUUCAUAUUCCUGCUUUCCAACAUUAUCUAAAUGAUAUCAAUCAAGGUAAAGUUGCCAAUUUGAAACCGCGAUCAAUCAGUCACAUAUUGGCUGAUCUAUCUAGGAGAAUGUGGAAUCCAAACAAACCCACCGCCAAAUAUAUCAAUCCCAAACGAAUAAUUCAACGAUUAGAUGAUAUCAAUUGUAUGAUGAGUGAGUGGCAACAAGAGGAUAGUCAUGAGUACUAUAUGAGUUUAAUGUCCCGAUUACAAGAGGAUAGUGUACCAAAAGGACAUAAAUUGAAUGAAUCGAUAAUUUAUGAUAUUUUUGGGGGAUUACUACAUCAAAGGAUUGAUUGUCAACAAUGUCACAAUAUUUCUUCUACAAGACAAGAGUUUUAUGAUUUAUCGUUGGGAUUAAACAAGAAGAAGUAUCAAAAUAGUUGUCGAUUUACAAUUGAAAAAUCAAUUAAUGAAUUUUUCAGUAAUGAAGUUAUUCGAAAAAAUGAUCAAGAUUCCAAACUGGGGUAUUUUUGUGAUAAAUGCCAGGCUUUCACCCAAGCCAACAAGAUUUCAUCCAUUUUAACGGCACCGGAAACAUUGACUAUUCAUUUAAAAAGAUUUAAAUUUGAUGGGAACUCACUGAGUAAAGUGAAGCAGGGAAUAAGUUACUCAAAAUACCUUGAUUUGACUAAAUACAUGGAUAGGGAAACAACUGAACAUAGUAGUGGUUGUGGUGAUGAUGGUACUACUCCAGUUAAAUAUCAAUUGAUUGCUGUGAUUGUUCAUGAAGGUAGAUCAAUCUCAAGUGGUCAUUACAUUUGUCAUGUGUUACAACCUGACGGAGUGAGUUGGAGUACUUAUGAUGACGAAUAUAUCAAUCGUAUUGAUGAGAGAAAGGCAUUACUGGAUGCAAAUGCCUAUGUGUUGGUGUAUACGAAGCUAACUCCGAAAGAAAAAAAAAAAAAACAAGGGAUAGAAUAG
Molecule: messenger RNA, 2394 nt
Organism: Lodderomyces parapsilosis
Lineage: Eukaryota; Fungi; Ascomycota; Pichiomycetes; Serinales; Debaryomycetaceae
Gene: DOT4
Product: ubiquitin-specific protease
Exons: 1
Coding region: 1-2394 (797 amino acids)
Cellular component (GO): cytosol; nucleus
Molecular function (GO): cysteine-type deubiquitinase activity; cysteine-type endopeptidase activity
Source: RefSeq, a predicted model, not a curated record